Molecule: messenger RNA, 3668 nt
Organism: Plutella xylostella (diamondback moth)
Lineage: Eukaryota; Metazoa; Arthropoda; Insecta; Lepidoptera; Plutellidae
Gene: DNAlig3
Product: DNA ligase 3
Biological process (GO): lagging strand elongation; DNA recombination; double-strand break repair
Cellular component (GO): DNA ligase III-XRCC1 complex; nucleus
Molecular function (GO): DNA binding; zinc ion binding; ATP binding
Source: RefSeq, a predicted model, not a curated record
ACUAUGUAAGAUUGUUAUUUAUUUAUAUUAAAUAGUUUAUAUGAUAACCUGCUUAAAUAUAUAUCAUUAAAAUAUUUUAUUUCAUGUUCAUUUGUAAUGAAAACCAUCAAAUCUUAUACAAAAGUCAUAAAAUGAAAUUCAUUUGGUCCAUUCCUAACUUAUUCGCUUACCAGCAGUAGAUUAUGAACGCAUUUUACAAUCGUUGACAAACUGAAUGACAAUGACAGAUGACAAUUGACAUUGACAUUGACAUUAACAGCUGACAGUUACGAUUCGCUGGUGUGCGUCGGCAUUGUUGGUGUUUAUUUAUCGAGUAAACAAACUAAAAAUCAAGUUAAAUGUUGUGCCAUUGAACAAUGAAGCAAAGUUUUGUAAAUUAUUAAAUUCUAACCGUAACCUAGUGCGCAUGUGAGCGGAAAAUCAAUAUUUACUAGCCACAUAACCUCUUCGUAAUCAUGUCGGAAAGUUCGCAAUUUCAACCUUAUUACGUCGAUCGAGCUAAAGGGGGGCGAGCAGGGUGCAAGGGUUGUAAGGACAAGUGCCCUAAUGGUGAACUACGAAUCGCUAAGAUAGUAGCAAGCCCCUAUGGCGAAAACCAACAGAUGAAAUCAUGGUAUCAUGUAGAUUGCUUCAUGACCGCUCUUUUGAAACAGAGACCGGCUACCAAAAGGGUUGAUUCCGUAGACGAUAUAGGAAACUGGGAAGCAAUAUCAAAAGAAGACCAAGAAUUUUUACUAAACAAAUUAAAUGACAUGGAGAAAUUAUAUGAGGAAAAGAACAGUGGAAAGUAUACAGCUAAGGUAUUGAAAAAUGAGUUGAAUAUAAACAAACCAAGUACUUCCAAGGGAUCCCCUAAAAGCAAGGAUAAAGAAGUUAUAAAAACAGAUGAUAAUAAUUUCAUAGAAUUUAUAAAUUUGUGCAAAAGAAUCUCUAGACAUGAUGCUUACUUGGACAAAACUUCUGUUGUUAACAGUUUUUUCACUAAAGGUACUGACGGUAACUCUUUCCAAGGUGACAUUGCACUGUGGUGCAAGCUCCUCCUUCCCCAAGUUACAAAAAGAGUUUAUAACUUAAAAAGUAAGCAGUUAGUGAAAUUAUUUUCACGAAUAUUCAACACAGAUCAUGAUGAUAUGUUGACGCAUUUAGAGCAAGGGGACGUUGCAGACACGGUCAAACACUUCUUUAAGAAAUCCAGAACUUAUGAACCUGCAUCGGAAAGUAAACUAACUAUUCAUGAUGUUGAAAACUUCUUAGAAGACCUCUCAAAGUUGACAAAAGAAGAAGAGCAGAUAUACCAUUUCAAGAAAAUAGUUAAACGAUGUACAGUAGAUGACAUUAAAAUGAUUAUAAGGCUUAUUAAAGGUGACCUAAGAAUCAAUGCUGGUCCUAAGCAUAUUCUAGAAGGUGUGCACCCAGAUGCUUACAAAGUCUUUCAGACUUCAAGAAACCUUGACAUGGUCUUAGAAAGAGUUUUGCAAAACAGCAGCGGUGUUAAACACAAGGAUUCUAUUCAGGAAACUGUGAAAGCUCAAGUUCAAAUCAUGACUCCAGUUCUGCCGAUGUUGGCUGAAGCAUGCAAGUCCGUUGAAAUGGCAAUGAAGAAAUGUCCUAACGGAAUGUUCUCUGAAAUUAAAUAUGAUGGGGAAAGAGUCCAAGUACACAAGAAGGGGCAUGAAUUUAAGUACUUUUCGAGAUCAUUGAAACCUGUGAUGGCACAUAAAGUCAGUCACUUCAAAGAUUAUCUACCGAAAGCAUUCCCUAAAGGUGAAGAUCUGAUUUUAGAUGCGGAAGUACUUAUGGUUGAUGUAAAGACUGGGAAGCCAUUGCCGUUUGGCACUCUUGGCAUUCACAAGCAGUCAGCAUUCACUGAUGCAUCAGUAUGCUUGUUUGUAUUUGACUGUCUGUACUAUAAUGGUAAAGUACUGCUGGACAUACCAAUUAGAAAGAGAAGAGAGAUCUUGUAUGAACAUAUGAAGGAGAUAGAGAAUCAUGUCAUGUUCUCUGAACAGAAGCUUAUAAAGCAGCCAGGUGAUUUAGCCAGCAUGAUUGCUGAGGUUCUCCAAUUGGGCCUAGAAGGCUUAGUGCUCAAAGAUCUAGAAUCCACCUAUGAGCCUGGAAAACGACACUGGCUGAAGGUGAAGAAAGACUACCUGUUUGGGGGAGCCAUGGCCGAUACAGCUGAUCUGGUGGUGCUUGGGGCUUGGUUUGGCACAGGCAAAAAGGGCGGCAUGAUGUCGGUAUUCCUGAUGGGGUGUCUCGACACGCGCCGGAAAAUCUGGGUCACCGUCACCAAGGUACAUACAGGACAUGAUGACAGCACCCUGGAGCGGCUACAGAAGGAACUCGGUCCACUCAUGGUGAAGAUAUCCCAGGAUAGUAACAAGAUACCGAGCUGGCUGGAUUGUAAUAAGGGUUUGGUGCCGGACUUUGUGGCUAGAGAUCCUAAGCAACAGCCGGUUUGGGAGAUUACUGGAACGGAAUUCACAAAAGCAAACAUACACACGGCUGACGGAAUCUCCGUCCGUUUCCCGAGAGUCACCCGAAUACGAGACGACAAGAACUGGGAGACCGCAACUAACUUGGACGAACUGAAACAUCUGUUCAAAACGUCCAAAGAAAAAACAGACGUUUCGCUACUGAACAAAUUGGCUGAAACAGCCUCAAAGUCGGAUGUCAGCGAACCGCCAACGAAGAAAGUCAAAGCUAGUCCGUCAAAGGAAAAGAAAAUAGACGCAUAUUUUUCAAAGACUCAAAACUCACCGAAAAGGAAAAAGGUUAAAAAGGAAGAACUGGAUAGCUCGACAGCAUCUGAAAAAAUGGACACAUCAGACCGAAGCAAUACCAGUACAGACAGUAAAGACAAAAGCAAUGUCAGUACAGAUAGCAAAGACAAACUCAAUGCCAGUACAGAUAGUAAAAAAAGCAAAUCAAGUGAAAAAAUCAAAAAAGAGAAAAUAAAGUUCGAACUUGUACCGGAAAAUCCGUUGCCGGACGCAUUUAAAGACCAGAAAAUAGGUUUCUACCCGGAUUUCAUCAGCUUUCCUGAAGAUGAGAGGCGACAUUUUGAAAGACAUUGGGUUGGCUACGGAGGUAAAGUUGUCAAAUCCCUAAAAUGUACAGAUGUAGACUUCGUCAUUCACAACAGUAGUAGAAUAGAAUUUAAGAACAUGACUAAAUUAAAAGACAAACUGCCUUCCCAUGUACGACAUGUAAUAAGAAGUUGGUUGGUAAAAUGUAUAAAUGAUGUGAAAUUGUGUGAUACUAAAAGGUUUUCUGUCACUGUUGAACCAUAACUUUACAGUGCUCUACGUUUUUACUAAUUGUCUAUGACAGAAAUAACCUUGUAAAGCUAACUGAAUUUACGGGUAAAUACAUUGUUCUUCACUUACAAAAAAUAUCCUGUACGUAGCUUAGUUAUAUACAGAACUUUUAUUGAAAUCUCACAACCUGCAUACUGAUUAUAUAAUAAUAUUUAUUUAACGCCACCUUUUGGCGAAUCGUUAAACUAAAUCUUAGCAACUAAGGCAUUUAGUUCCGUAUUUGGACACCAGGUACCGUUAAACGGUAUUAAACUAUAAACUUUUUUUAAUCUAUUCUCACCGAUAAUAAUGAAUGAUUUUUUAAAUAAAUAUUUUUUUGUUAAAAUAACAGGUUAUUAAUUAAUAAAC